CGCGACCAGCUCAGACGUAUUGGAAUAUCGCCUGUUUUUUUUUUUUCCAAGAAGCAACAAAAAAUGUUACAUCGCUCUUAUCGGACGAACUAACGAUAGAUAGUGACGACUGUGAAACAAAAUCAUUUUCGUUAAUUUUGUUUUGUUUUUCUUACUGAUUAUUAGUGAGUUUAUACAGUGAGUUAAUUAUUUUUCAAAAUUGUGUGAACUGAACUGGCUUGUGUGAAAUAAUAAAUAAUUGAAUCGUGUGCAAAACUGAACUUGAUGAGUGUAUAAUUUGAAGAAUUGUUUUGCUCAAAUUAAUUUGUGAUUCGUGCGGAAAACAUUAUAUUAUUGGUGGUGUUAAUUAUCAAGAUAAAGCGUAAUUACGAUGAAUUUUCAACGAUCGUAUAGCCGUGUUUGGUGGGCUAAUGAUAACAGUACGAAUCAAGUAACUGAAUCAAAAUUGCCGCAUCAAAUUUACUAUUAUGGACCACAAUCAUUGGGUCAAUUAAGUAAUAUUGCUGAGGAAACAUCGUUCCAAAUAACAUCGAAUAUACGACGCAGUGUUCGAAGUCAUGAUUCCGGAUUUAACGAUAGCGAUCAUUCGCCAAAUUCAACAAGUGACUCUAGUCAAAUAUCCGCUCACAAUAGUCCAAUCGAUAACGAUGACAAUGGCAAUUUUGAAUCGCCCAAUCGAAAAAAUGUAAGUGGAUCAUUGGAUCGAUCACCGUCGAUUGCAAAUGAAAGUGUUAAAACACCGCCAACCGUUAUUCGUCGCAAGAUUAGCACAAUUUUUUCGCCAACAGUACGACGUAUAUCAUUCAGUGCACCAAGUACACCAGAUGCAUUCGAACCACCCAAGUUGAAUAGUUCAUUCAGGUCGCUCGAUUCAUUUUCAUCGACGAAAAAAUCGAAAGAAAAUCAUGAACGUUUGAAUAGCAGUUUAAAUUCAUGUUUGAACAAUAGUCGAGCGAAGAGCUGCAGUUUACGUCGUGGAAAAACCAUUUCACCGAGCAAUAAUUCCAGCUACAGACGACGAGCCAAUCGACGUCGUCUAUUGGAUUGUGUUUCACAAGUGUCUGGUUCAACGGGCGAUGUUUACACACUGGCCUCGGACUCGUCAUACGAAAAGGGAAUCAAAGAACAACCGGAUGAAUACCAUCAUUACGAAACUGUCAGUGAAGUAACGAGCAACACAUCACGUGCCAAUUUAGAAAAUACUACAGACGAAUAUAAUAAUGAAACGGUGACUUUUGGAACGGGCGAUGAGAAUGUGACACCGAAAAAAGACAUCGAUAGCAGCAUUCAAGUGCUACAUCGAGAGAAACUUCCGUUGCCAACCUAUGAUGAACUCUAUCCGCCGAAUGGUUGUUCGACGCCAAUGUUAAAACCGAAGAAAAAUGCAUCGAUUGCAGUCGAUCAUAGGGAAUCAUCCAUCAUCGCCAUGCAUGCAGCUAGUCAACAAGUGCAACAAAACGAUCAUGAUUUCUACGAUUCGGAUUACAAUUUAUCACUGGCACCGACCAUGAAUUGGGAAAGUUGUACGUACGUUGAAUACACAAAUCCCGCACUAAACGGACACGCAUGUUCGGCACAAUUUUGGCUUGACGAACAACGGACAAUGUAUUGUCAUGAAAUCAUGUCAACAUUACAAACAAAAUCAAUUUUAUACGAAGCGGCACGUUCUUUAAAAUUGAAUCCAGCCAUUGCUGCAAAGUUAAUUCAUCAAAUUCAAUUGAAGGGCAUUGCAGUUGAAACGAAAUUUGAUGAAAUCGAUCGGAUAUUUGAAUCGCAUGCAAAAUUAGUGAAACGACUACAACGCCGUUCCACAUUGAUAGCUGGCAUUGACGAUAAUGAAUGCAUUGAAAUUGCCGAUAAUGAAUUCAAGGAGAAAAUAUCCAUUUUGAUGAAAACACUUACCGAAAAUGUUUGCCAUUUUAUGAGUCGAUUGAAUUCGAAAAUAAUUUUCCAAAAAGUCGAUUGGUGCCAGGAAAAUGAUGGCGGCAAAGAUUUAAAACACUUUGAACGAAAUGUACGAAAUGUAAUUGAUUUGUGCCAAGAUUUGCGCGUUGCAUGCGAAACAAAAAUCGAUGAUAUCGAAACGAAUGUGUUGCUUAAGGACUUUUAUACACUAAAACAAAGCGUAUUGAAAGCAAUACGAAAGGUAUUUCGGCGCUUGAUGAAUAUUAUUGUGGGACGAAUCGAAGAAAAUCCAAAUGAAAUGCUAUUACGAGCAAAUAUAAAUGUGAUUGCAACAUUACCCAUGGAAAGUGUGUACAAUUCAACGGAGAGAUUUUCAUCGUUGAACGACGCCUUUAUUACAAGUGGUGUGCUUCGUGUUUUACUCAUGAUUUGUUUGGAUGCUGACAAAAUAUCGAUACGAGCGAUGGCAUUGCGGGCACUAACGACAAUUUGCUCAUCGGCCGAAAUGAUACGACAGUUCAUUGAAAUUGGCGGUCUAGAUGUGGUUACCGACAUUUUAACCGAUGACAAACGCAACGAUGUCAAGUAUGAGCCAGAACUACGUGAAGCCGUCUCGGUCCUAACACAAGUGACAGCGCCUUGGCAUCAUGGUGACAGUGGCAAUAUCGAUGAUCUGCUCAAAUUAUCGAUUGAUAAUUUAGUGACACGAUUGUCGGUGCUUAUCGAAUCUACUGAUUGCCUACAAACACUCAUGCUAUCUGCUGCUUGUCUCAAUAAUCUUUCACAUAAAUCGUCGCUCGCAUUUUAUUCGCUCAUGGAUAAUCGAAGCGUACAUCAUUUGAUUCAGGCAUGUGAUAGAUAUCAGCAACGACGCUACGAUUUUAUGAGCUCAGCUAUUUUCCUAUAUGAACAAAUCACAAGUAUGCUGUUUUCAAUGGCGGGAAAUAAGAAAUGCCAUCAACAUCUCGCGCAUAAAGAAAUCAUUUACUUUAUGUCAUUUAUAUUCCAAACACAGUUUCAUAUAAAGUAUGCUCGCACUUCGGAAAAAAUGGCGCUACGAAAGACGAUUAAAAAUAUUCUACAUAUUUUUGCUCGUCUCAUUCACCAUUCGGCUGUCGGACAAGAGAUACUCGAACAAAAUGCCAUACCAAUAUUUUCACGUGUCGAACAAAAUCUUCGUGUGGACGAUGUAUACGCCAAAGAUCUACAGUACAUAAAUAAGAAAUUGAAUAAAUCACACGAUGCAUCAGACCCUCAAAUUUCCACCCGGACACAGCAUCGUCUCAGCGUAUGCAAUAUGACUGGUUCAUCGUUGCUCGAAAGUUACGUUUAAUGGUGAAACUCUACGAAACAUUUAAUUAUUUCAAAUGAUUCAUUUCAAAUGACAGACGAAGAAUUUAUAACGGAAAUUGCGUCUAUUUAUUAAUUGCCGUUGAAAAAUGCCCGUAUAUUUUAUAAAUAUAAUUUAGAUAAACAAAGUAGAAGAAGAAGAAACUAUGCGCGCACGCUCGCCGCGCUUUUAUUAAAUAUACUUGCCACAUCGAUUUUUAUUGAUAGGAUCAUUUUAUCGACGAGAUGAGAAAAGUGAGAGAGGGAGAGGGAGAGAGAGAUAUAGAAAUAUUUGUUAGUUGUAAAAAAUGAAAACAGUGCCAUCACAUCAUUUCUUUUAUUCUCCCCAGUUUAUAUAUUAUAUAUAUUUAUUAUGUGUAUCAUCAUUUAAUAGAGUUUAGUCAGGAAAUGCCGUCUUUUUAAUUAAGAUUCUGCUAUUGGUUUUUUAUUUGGAUAGAAAUUUACUGUAAAUAUAUGAGAAAAUUAUAUUUAUAAAUACCGAAAUACAAAAUUAUAUGCUUUAAA
Messenger RNA from Contarinia nasturtii (swede midge), 3759 nucleotides. RefSeq lists its product as uncharacterized. NCBI's taxonomy places the organism in Eukaryota, Metazoa, Arthropoda, Insecta, Diptera, Cecidomyiidae. Bases 371 to 3238 code for a protein of 955 amino acids. The record is from RefSeq and is a predicted model, not a curated record. Gene Ontology annotation, cellular component: apical cortex. Gene Ontology annotation, molecular function: cytoskeletal adaptor activity. The transcript is spliced from 3 exons. Gene Ontology annotation, biological process: establishment of mitotic spindle orientation; asymmetric cell division; regulation of asymmetric cell division.